Messenger RNA from Cryphonectria parasitica EP155, 675 nucleotides. RefSeq lists its product as uncharacterized. NCBI's taxonomy places the organism in Eukaryota, Fungi, Ascomycota, Sordariomycetes, Diaporthales, Cryphonectriaceae. The coding region runs from base 1 to 675 and encodes 224 amino acids. The transcript has a single exon. The record is from RefSeq and is a predicted model, not a curated record.
AUGGUCGUGGUCAAAAAAUACCAUCUCCCUCCCACCGACCUAAUCCCCAACUCCCCCCACCCCGUCCUCCACUACCCAGCCAUCCUCCUCCCGCCAGCCGACCUCACACCGGCCAAAGUCCACGACCUCUUCACAACCAACGGCUGGGAGCCCCAGUGGAUCUACCGCUACGGCCCCACCCAGCCCGCCCACUACCACACCCGCGCCCACGAGGCCAUGGCCGUCCUCUCCGGCACCGCCACCAUCCGCCUCGGCGUCGCUGACACAGACACGGACCCAGAGCAAAACACCCACGGCCUAGCCCGCGAGGAAGGCGGUGUCGAGGUCCUGGCCCAGGCAGGCGAUGUGUUUGUGCUUCCUGCGGGCACGGCACACAAGACAUUCGACGUGAAGCCGGAGGGGGAGUUUGCGCUGCUCACGCCGGGGGAUGGGCAUGGGGUGGCAGCGGAGAAGGACAAGGGUGGGAGCCACGAUGUGCGGGCUGUGCUGGAUGGGGUGCGGCUGGCUGGGUUUACCAUGCUAGGGGCGUAUCCUGUUGGGGGCGAGGGUUGGGAUUUUGCGGUGGGUGGAGAGAAAGGUAGAGGGGAGUAUGAGAUGGUUUGGGCUGUUCCGAAGCCUGCGAGGGAUCCGGUGCUGGGGACGGCAGAGGAGGGGCUUUGUGGGCAGUGGAAGUGA